This is a messenger RNA of Sinocyclocheilus grahami, 1780 nucleotides long. Its product is annotated as natural killer cell receptor 2B4-like. Lineage: Eukaryota; Metazoa; Chordata; Actinopteri; Cypriniformes; Cyprinidae. The transcript has 5 exons. The coding region runs from base 1 to 666 and encodes 221 amino acids. The record is from RefSeq and is a predicted model, not a curated record.
AUGUAUGUUUCAGAUGCUGUGGAGGCUCCUGUGCUGACUAUGAACUCAAACGGGUCCAGCAGUGACUCCUGUACUGUGAACUUCACAUGCAGAGCUCAUGAGCUCAUGAUUGACUCUAGCUAUCAGAACAACAGAUGCUCACGAGAGGAAGUGACAUCACAGAUCAACACUCUCAUCCUGGACUGCAGUGAAGAGUCCAUCAUCUGUAACCAUAGCAACCCUGUCAGCUGGAAAGAAGACAGAAUAAACAUCACACAGCGCUGUGACGAUAACAAAAAGAACAACUCAAAGAAUGAGACUGAUUCAUCUCUCCUGUGGCCAUCCCUCUCAGUAGUUGCUUCGGUGGCAGUGAUCAUUUUGAUAUGUGUUUCAGUCUUUCUGUACUGCAGGCAUAAAAAAGGUGCCCAGGAUGGGGUAGUAGAAGGUAAUACAGUCUAUGCUCAAGUUAAGGCUCAAGAAAUGCAGAAUCUCAACAGUGACAGCCAUACAUAUGAUUUUCCAGACCGGGGUCAAGCCCAGACACAAAAGGAAACUGGAGAUAAUCUACCCAACACAACCUACAGCAGAGUAGGACAACACCAAAAAAUCGCCUCUGAAACAGACCUUACAAUUUAUUCCGAGGUGUACAAACAACCAAACAAAAAACCACCCGCUGAUGAUGCUUAAAAUAAAACUGUGGCUAAUUGUCACAUGGGGAAGCUGUCACAAGGCUUGAUCUCAAAAUGGCAUCCCACUCUUACAAUCUCAGCCUUAUCUUUAUAUGGUAGAAAUAAUGAGAAAAGUAUACUAGUAUGCUAUUCUGAAAUUAAGCCAAAGCUGUCCAAUUAAGGUAUGCUUUCUCUAGCAGCGGUUGAGCAUAUUGGAUUCAAGCAUCCAGAUCCAAAUGGUCUUACUUUUUUCUUUUCUUUUUUUUUAUGAAUGUGAAUUAUACCCUAAAUUGGAUUUUCCACACAUAACCUCAUAAUUUUCAAAAAUAAUCCAACAGUGAAUUAACUGGAGUUUACUGUGACAACUAACCCCACAUGGGAAUUCAGUAUAGUUUAAAUAGUUGGUGGAUAUAUUUACCUCACUUCCCAUGAUCUCAUGUUAUAUUUAACAUUUCAAUUCAAGUGGUAUGAAGCCAGACCAUCUAAUGAAGCACAAAGGCAAAAAUUAUUAUACCUACAGUUUAAAAGCCAAAUCACAAGUAUUUUUCAUGCAUUUUGACCACUAGGUCGUUGUAUCUCAUUUAUUUAUUACUUUAUAUCUUACUUAAAUUGUACUUUUGUUGAUUCUUGGAUUAGUCUUGGAGAUAUCGUUUCCUGAGAUAACCCAAUCUUGCCCAAUCUUACGUCAAAAAACUAAAUAAUAAUUAAAAAAAUAGUGUCAUAUAUGCUACACUGGAAUCUCGGGGACCACGUAAUGGAUUUACAUGAUGACAAGGUGAAUUGUUCAUGUUUGCGGAAAAGAGUAGUUGUACUUCCCAUACCUCCAUGGGUGCUUCGGUAGCCUGCAGAUUAUUGAAAUAAUAAAGCGGACUUAGGUGAGAACAGGGGUGUAUUCCAGAAAGCAAGGUUAACUUACCGUCACAUAUACCCUGAACUCUAGGUUGGUUAACCCAAACCUGGCUUAUUUGAGGUAUGCUGGUUCCAUAAACUUGUCCGGGAGUAAGUUCAGUCAACUCAGAAUAUGUUCACGGUUAACACAUAAGAUAUAAGAUAUUCUCAACAGAGCGACGAAUUGACGAGUCACCAUGCUGCUUCUUCUUUUGUUCAAUGGUCAUUUACAUACUUAAUGCAUA